Molecule: messenger RNA, 633 nt
Organism: Prunus armeniaca (apricot)
Lineage: Eukaryota; Viridiplantae; Streptophyta; Magnoliopsida; Rosales; Rosaceae
Source: the annotation of a GenBank genome assembly
AUGCAUAUCUGGGGUGGUAAAGCUGAGGCAAAAGUUUACAAUCCAAACUUGGGAAAAUUGGAUCCCAAGACUGUGAGUUGUAGGUUUAUGGGAUAUGCAGAGAGAUCAAAGGGUUUUCAUUUCAAUUGCCCCAACUAUACCAAUAGAGUUGUUGAGACAGGAAAGGCUAAGUUUCUAGAGUAUGAUGAGGACAGUGAAGGGGCAAACAAGAAUUUUACUUUUGAUGAAGAAGAAGAAAUAGGAGCAGAAGAUUGCAAUCCAAGCAAUAUUCCUAUCAUAACCUAUGAGUUAACUCAAACUUUGUCACAACCUAAGGCACCAAUUGAGCUUAGGAAUGAAAACCAAAAUGCUGGGGAAAUACAAGAAGAACUAAAUGAAAUGGACCUGCCCGUAGAACCACAACCACAUCAGCAAGAAAUUAAAAGAUCCACAAGAGAAAGGAGAGCUAAUACAUUGCUAGAUUUUGUUUAUUUGAAUGAGACAUAUUCUAAUGAUUGUGAUUUUAAUGACCCAAUGAGUUACAAUGAGGCUAUAACUAGUGAACAUUUUGAAAAAUGGCUUGAGGCAAUACAAAGUGAAUUGGAGUCAAUGGAAGCCAAUAAAGUGUGGGAGUUAGUUGAAUUACAGCAAUGA